AUGCCGUUCGUGCAGCGUGUCGUAACCCCGAAGUACAUCGCCCGCUCGUCGAAGUUGGCACUCCAGCCAUACGCGGCGGCCCCGACCAUCCCGGUGGCGGACAAUGAGUUCGAGGCGCUGACCAACAUCACGCUCAGCAAUGCCCUGCGCCAGCUGGCGUCGCUGGUGUUCAUCUCCAACCAGAUCUUCACCGAGCUGCACCAGGAGCUGACCAGCGUGAGCGAGCGCUCGGUCGGGCUCCGGCAGCGGCUGGACCGGCUGUCCGAGAAGGUGGAGUCGUUCGAUCCGAAGCAAGUCACUGUCCCGGAAAGUGACCUCGAUACAUUCGUCCAGAUCAAGCAGCACCACAAAACGCAGUACCAUGUGGACACGUCGCUGUUCACCGUGGCGACGCGCUCGGAGACGGUGCAGGGGAUGUACGAGGCCGCAGCCAAGACGCCCGUCGCGACCAUCGCCGAGAUGGACCGGAUCAUGGGCAACAUCGCCGGCAGCAGCUCGGAUGCGUUCAUCUGCACGCCGGUGCUGAGCCGCCAACGCCGCAACGCCCGGGCCAACAACGUCGACCUGGACAUCGAAGUCAGCCUGCCCACAGCCGUACAGGAUCUACGUAAAUGGACAUCCGCGGAGGCGAUCGGCGACGUGACAACGGGGGUAUCAUGUUCGGUGAAAAUUGCCCCCAAUUCCACCGCCAACAAUUCCGUCCUACCGAACAUCAGUGAAGCAAGUGCCGAUGUUCUAGAUUCGGUCCAACCAGCCACGUCCUCUACAGCGAACCAUGACAUCGACAUCGACGCCAUUACGACGCUGGCGGAGUCUCCGGUGCGCUCGGACACCAGUGACGAUCGAAUCGAUCACCUUCUACCCUCGCCGGACGAACAAUGUCGUAUUCUGGCAUCAAAAUUCCCAGCGGAAACGAUAAAAAUCGACACGUCCGGCCGACCGUUCGAUCGCAUGUCCUCCACGAGGCGGUCGGCACUGGUUUGCUAUGGACCACGCCCGAAAAAGGACGACUCCAAGCCGGAAGAGGACACGGUUAGGCGCCGUUCGCGUUUGCGACGCCCGAGAGGUAAAAGAAGAAACACGAUCGCCGGCACGGAUCAGCGGGAAAUAGCGGAAGUCAUCAGCAAAGGGGAACCGGAAGCCAGCGGGCCAGCGGAUGGUGAGCACGCACCGUGCGACUUUGGCGAGCUGGUGCCGGCGAUCCGCAGCAAGUCGGGCGACCUGCUGCGCAAAGAGACGCCCUCGUUCUCGGCCGAAUGGGCCAAGAGCUUCAACAAGAUGUCGCACUUCAACUCGCUGAAGCAGUGGGGCAUCAACCGGCUGCGGAUGAUCAACCGCGAGUCGAGCAACCGCGACCAGAAGGAUCACGAUAUUGACGACUUCAAUAUACACGAUACCACCCUGGCGCGGCAGCAGAGCGCAGCGGGCGGCGGUGGCGGUGCCAGUGGAGCAGGUGGCACCCGGCGACGCGGUUCCGACAGGGAGAAGCGCCUUUCGCACGAUCGAAAGCCGUCUUACUCAUCGUCGGAGCGCAGCUCGUCGGGCGUCAUCGGUGGUGCCGCGUAUCUGCCCGCCUCGAUCAAUCCGGUGAAGCUUCGGGAGACGUCCACGAUCCGUCGGCAGCGGCGGACGGCGUUGGGAAGCCGCGAUGAGCCGCACUCGUCCAGUGGCAACUGGAGUGCCAGCUCGGAGUCGGGCCGCACGUCGAUCGGCAGUGAGAUCACGUCCACCAACACGCACCCCAAGUCGAGCGCUUCCAGCACCUCGCUCAACCACAGCAAUCCGGUCAGCUCGAGUGCACCGCCCAGCUCGAUCGUGAGCCGGCGACGGUUCUUCAACACGUCCGCAUCGAGCAGCGUCACGAGCGAGGGGACGAUCACACCCGACCUGCAGACAUUCGACUACCACGACGAAGGUGGUGAAACGAGCUCGGUGUACUCGUGCGACACGGAAGGCUACUACACCUCGUUCCACGUCGAUUCGGGUUUGAAAACGCUCAAGGAGGAGGAACCGAUGACGCCACUCCAGUCGACGACGGCCCUGUCCAGCAUUACAUCGUUCUCCAGCUCGGGCAACACAACGAUCGUGUCGCAGGAGAACGACUACGAUGGAUACGGGAAGGGUUCUACGUCGACGACGACCACUAGCUCGGCCGGUACGAUCUGCACGGUGCUGGCGGAUUGUGAGAAGAGUGUCAACGCUAGCCUACCGAAAAUCCCGGAACGCAAGAGCUCGCUGACCAAGUUGAACCGAAGCAAUAGCACCGCCAGCAACGGAACGCUCGAGCGAAGCUACUCGAGCAGCACCCUGGGAAGCACGCUGGACAGCACCGGCACGAUCAAGCGCAACGGUGUGCUCAUCCAGAAGGAAGUCCUAAAGAUCCUCCGGCAGGAGAACAACAACCGAUUGGACGUGGCUGACGGAAAUGCACUGAAAACACAGCCGCAAAGUGGAACGGAGAAGCAGCCUGAAGCGAGUAAGAAACUUCCACCGACCGCCGAACCGGAGCAGUCGGAAUCGUCCGAUGUGGAAUGUGUGGAGCGUACAGAGAGGCUGAAGGUGAAGACAACCAUCAACACGAGCCGCAUUCCUUCGAUGUGCAUCAUCACGCCGACGAACAGUGACGACGAGCACGAUGCUGGAGUAACUCCGAAAGUUCCUGCCUCAUCUCGCAAGACACCGACGGCGUCCUCGAACGAGAAGUCCACCGUGUCCUCGAAGCGUCCUUCGCUGACAGAGUCGACGUCGUUCGAGUUGAAGAAACCGAAAGAUUUCCGCAAGCACUCGCUGUUACCACUGAACAGCGUGCUAGAUCGGAUCAAGGGUGCAUUGCCACAUUUGAAAAAGUCGCCCACGAAGGAAGAAGCUGGACUGGAUGGAUCGCUUGAGAAGCAUGACGAUGAUGGUAGCGGUGGUGGUGGUGGGGAGUACGUGGAAAUUGCCAAGGGGGGAGGACGGAAGACGCCGAACGAACUGACCGUACGGCGCAACCUGGCGACGGUUCUAUCCGGCAACCUUAACGAAGAGACGGAGUACGUUUCGUUGAACGAGCUACCGUGCAACAUGAAGUGCGAGAGUGGCAACUUCCUGCUGGUCGAUGACAAGUGUGCUAGCGCGGCUGUCACGCUGCAAUCGGGUCAAGAUGGCGCCGGAAGCUGCACCGCGACAGAAUCAACGGUGGAGACGACACCGACGGCGACGGUGGCAGCGGGCAGUGGAAAGGUGCAACCGCACGCUGCUGCGCUGAAGGGUGCUGCGCGUGUGAAGCUGGAUGCGAACGGGAGAGUGAUUUUCUCAUCUGACAGCUUGAAGCGACGGAAGGGAGCGCACACGACAUUCGCACCCGGGCCAUGCGUAAAGGACGUCUCGUCACGCGAAGCGCAAUGUAAACAAAAUCUCGUUCUUCGGCAGCAUCGACCACUCGAACUCGGUGAUGGCGCUGUCGGUGAUGGUGCAUCGACUUCCGUGAACGCGAGUGCUGCGACGGUCCGUCCCACGGUCAUUCCCACCGUGCGGCAACUGAAGCGUCCUCUGCUGUCGGCGCGUUACGGAGCAUUGGGGUCUGGCAAUCGGAUCGUUCCAUCCAUCGCAGCAGGCGCCCCUGGCAGCAUCCUCGAGCCCGGUGCAAAGAAAACACUCGUGGCAACGAUCCUUCCGAACAGUGCUAAAUCGCAGCAACCACCACCGCAACGGGAACCACGCGAACUGUCCAACAUGCAGUCCUUUUCGCCGUCCUACUCCUCCACCAACACUCUGGGGCGAAUCAGUCCCAACGUCGAGGGCCACCACACGGCACCGCUUCCCGGAACAGCAGCAACAACCCCCACCGCCACAUUCUACAAAGGUGCUCAAGUAAACGUACAAAGCGUAGCCGCAGCCUCCUACCAACCGACGAUGGUAGGCCAUGCGAAACCCUACCCGGAAGGUGCUCACUCUUUGGACCGUUCUAGUAUAAGAAAUUGGUACCCGGAUAAGCUAACCAUCGGUGGCCGAAGCGGUUUGCCGACCAGAUUGGUAGAGUCCAGAGUGCCCCGGGGUUACCCGGCACUGCACAGUGACUACGAACCACCGAAAGCACUUCUGGCGGGUGGCUUUUGCAGCCCACAGCAGGCCAGCAGUCCACAGCCUCCGGUGGAAGGUGAUUCGAUCGUUGAUCCGCACAGUCUAUACGCGAUUCCGAACAAGUCAAAACCAUCACCCCUGGCCGUAGGAGGCCGCAUUGCUGCUGGGUCCCGGCCAACCGAUCGAAGCCUUCGCUCGAUACUGGCCGAACAGAGCAGCGAACUGUCGCCCAUCAAACCAUGCCAAUCGAAUCCGUUCAAGACGUCUACGCCGUCGAAGGAGGACGAGCUGACGAUGCAGUGGCAGAAUAGGUUACUUUCUUCCCCUGCCGUACGCUCGCUGGGAAGUUCGCCGGUUCAUUCCGGACGGUCAACACCACGUGAAAUGCUCGAACCGCAAACACCACGUGGACGGCACAGUUGGGCCUCGAAUAGCGUCGAGGUGCCGAAGACAUGCUCUGACCGCUUGGGCACCCCGAAAACGAGUCUGAUGGAUUUCAAAAAGUUGCUACUUGCGCACGGAACAAAGUCUCAUGCUAGCCCCGGUUCGAAAAUGUCCGCCGUGGAAAUGCUUAAGAAAAGUAAGGAGGCGGCGGCGGCGGCUUCGGCGAACCGACCCCAGGAAACACCAGGAUCCCCGGGCGGAGGUAUGGCCAUCCUGGACAUGUCCGCCUCACCGAAAAUGUACAGCUUCCGGCGGAUAGCGCAGCAGGGCAACUACGGUGGAUCGCCGACGAAGGCUUCCGGUGGAAAAGGGGUCGGUUCGCGCUCGAACUGGCGCUAUAACAAUAUGCGCACGGGUGUCAUAUCUACGGCCAUUCCGGAGGCGAACAGCGAGGAAGACAUCCAGCCCAUCGAUCGAAAAUCCACCGAAGAGAGCGAACCACCUACCAUCGACAGUAAGGGUUCGAUCCCACCAGAAAAGAUGGCACAACUGGCCAGCGACUUGGAGCAGACGAUCAGUAGUAUUAAGGAAAACAUAUUCCUCAAAGAAGACGAGAACAAUUUCAUGAAGGGUGAAGUGCCGCGGAUGGCAAAAUCUUUCGCAGGAUUUUCCACAACCCCUGUGUCAACCGAGGGACAUCGCGGGCGGCUCGUGAAGGAGUUGGGCGCAAAGUUCGGUGCCCGGACGGACCAAAAGGAAGGAACAGAAAUGAACGAAGCCGAGAAAAUGCAGGCAGCGGCUGCCCUCGAAACGGCACUAUAA
Anopheles coustani is the source of this 5268-nucleotide messenger RNA. RefSeq names its product mucin-19 (gene gukh). The transcript has 6 exons. The coding region runs from base 1 to 5268 and encodes 1755 amino acids. The record is from RefSeq and is a predicted model, not a curated record. Gene Ontology annotation, molecular function: protein kinase A regulatory subunit binding. Gene Ontology annotation, biological process: actin cytoskeleton organization. NCBI's taxonomy places the organism in Eukaryota, Metazoa, Arthropoda, Insecta, Diptera, Culicidae. Gene Ontology annotation, cellular component: cytoskeleton.